Cotesia congregata is the source of this 1140-nucleotide messenger RNA. Lineage: Eukaryota; Metazoa; Arthropoda; Insecta; Hymenoptera; Braconidae. The record is from the annotation of a GenBank genome assembly.
AUGGAGGAGAAUGACAAAGUCAUGAAUAAAACGUUCAUCGGAGAAGAAUGUUUAAUACCAUUGGAAGUUUUGGAUUUUAUUAAAAAUUUUAAUCAAUCUGAUUUAGAAGUUAUUUGGCCUUGUCAAGUGCGACAUUAUUGGCUAAGUUUACAACCAUUUGUUCAAUUCGUUCGUAUUUUAUUAGCUUAUGUUACACCUUUCGUCAUUUUUUUUGGAGUUAUACUCAACGCUAUUUCAUUUGGUAUAUUGAGUAAGCCGAUUUUGCGAUUUUGCGAUUCAGGAUUAUCUUUGUAUCUUCGAGCACUUGCAAUAUCAGACAAUGCUGUUUUAAUUUUUGAUUAUGGCGUCGGAGUAGCGAGAUCUAAUUUCUCAGCAUUCAAUACUCUAUUUAUGAACAGUAAAUUUCUAUGUGGCUUUAAUUCUGUGAGUAUGGAAUUUUUCCAAAUAACAUCGACUUGGCUUGUAGUAUCUUUAACUUGGGCGCGAGUCGCUGCAAUUAUUUUUCCUUUACAAACUUUCAAUAAAAAUCACGAUUGUUCGGCUAUCAUCGUUAUUAUUAUUCUGACUUGUCUCAGUCUUAUAGUUUCACUUACAAAAUUGUACUGUGGAGGGUACGAAUCUGACAGUGUAUUUGAAUAUGUAACUUGUCAAAAAAUAGUAAUCCCAUGGGGAAUCCCAAUGUACUUUUACAUAGCUUUUUGUACAUGGCUUCCUUUACUUUUCAUCUUUAUUGGAAAUGUGUUACUCAUAUGUCAUAUGAGAAAGUCUGAUGUAAUUCACAUACAACUAACUCGAACAGUUCAAAAAAAAUUAAACUUUAUUAAUGGAACGAGUGGAACUUUGUUAGCUGUAUCGAUUGUUCAUCUGAUAUUACUAUUACCUAUUGGAUUUGUUGAAACUUUAGAAUUAUACUGGGAUGUUAUAUUGAAAAAAUAUCCUUCUAAAUAUAUUGAAGAAAAUCAACAACAAUAUAUAAGCUGGCUUCAAGAAAAAAUAGGAUUGUUUUUCCAUAUCUAUCAUUGGAAUUUUGCUAUUAACUUUAUCCUCUAUUAUUGGACAGGAAAAACUUUUAGAGAUCGUGUGAUAAGCGCUUUAAGAAGUGGUACUAAAUUUUUGUGUUUAACGAGCGUUGUUAAAUAA